ACGCCGCUGUCACAAAAAAAAUGGCUUCUCUUGACAGGGUAAAAGUAUUAGUCUUAGGAGAUUCAGGGGUGGGCAAGUCUUCCUUGGUCCAUCUGCUAUGUCAGAAUCAGGUGUUAGGGAAUCCGUCUUGGACUGUUGGUUGCUCGGUGGAUGUACGGGUCCAAGACUAUAAAGAGGGAACCCCGGAAGAGAAAACCUACUACAUUGAACUCUGGGAUGUCGGAGGAUCUCUUGGCAGUGCCAGCAGUAUCAAAAGCACCAGAGCGGUCUUUUACAAUUCAGUUAAUGGAAUUAUGUUGGUACACGAUUUAACAAAUAAGAAAUCUUCUCAGAAUCUCUACCGUUGGUCACUAGAAGCUUUAAACAAGGAUUCUUCUCCAACAGGAGUUAUCGUCUCAAAUGGUGACUAUGACAGAGAGCAGUUUGCUGAGAAUUCGGUGCCUUUGUUGCUGAUUGGCACCAAGUUUGACCAGAUCCCAGAGACCAAGCGCAAUGAAGUUCUCACACGGACGGCCUUCCUGUCUGAAGACUUCAAUGCAGAGGAGUUCAAUCUCGACUGCACCAACCCGAGAUACCUCGCUGCAGGCACAUCAAAUGCAGUGAAGCUCAGCAGGUUCUUUGACAAGGUUAUAGAGAAGAGAUAUUUCACAAGAGACCCAAGUCCGAUGACGGGUUUCACAGACAGAAAACGGUUCAACUUCAAAAGUUUGCACUAUGACUGACAACAGCUGUGGUCUGUGGUGUUGUUUGGCAGCAAAGCCUCCUGAAAAGCAAAAGAAUUAACACCACAAGCUUUAACACCACAAGUAAACCAUCACCCCAACAUACUUUCUCUCCCCGCCCUGCCCCCGCUAUUGUCACCUUUUUCAUCUGCUGUAAUAUUUGACAAUGAAUAAUAAUAAUUUGAUUAUAUUAAAUAUGAUGAAUAAUUAAGGGAGUGAUAAAGAUACAUAUGUACAUAGUUAACAAAAAUGUAGCAAAAAGGAGUUGAGCACAAAGAAAUUUCUAGGACAACGAUGUAAAAGGUAAUCGGCAAAUGCUAUGUAUGUAUAGUGAGAAGUUUUUAUUGAUUUUUUUUUUUUCACAUGCAAAACAUUUACUUGCACCAACUUCAUUUAUUAUUUUUUUUCAAAACAAAGACCAUUCAUUCUCAAAAUGUUUGCCUAAAAGCAAGUGAGGAAAGGACAAUAUUUUUGGCCUCAGAAAAGUGGCUCAUGCAAAAUUCCCCAAUCCCUUCAUUACUUUCUUAAUCCAGGGGAGAAAGAAAUUGACUUUAGUGAAGACAUGGGGAUAUUUGGGAUUAUUGCAAUCUCCUUUCAGGGUAAAAGCUGUUAUACCCUGAGGUUUACUGUUGCAGAUAAGAGGUCCCCCGGAAUCCCCCUAAGAGAAAGACAACAGAGAGUUGAUUAAAUAUAAUAAAAAUAAUUUAAAAAAAGAUUACACUUGUUUUUGAUAAAUCAAAUAAAAAAAGUUGUCUCCA
Molecule: messenger RNA, 1480 nt
Organism: Cyclopterus lumpus (lumpfish)
Lineage: Eukaryota; Metazoa; Chordata; Actinopteri; Perciformes; Cyclopteridae
Gene: rabl3
Product: RAB, member of RAS oncogene family-like 3
Exons: 8
Coding region: 21-722 (233 amino acids)
Biological process (GO): intracellular protein transport
Cellular component (GO): endomembrane system
Molecular function (GO): GTPase activity
Source: RefSeq, a predicted model, not a curated record